Molecule: messenger RNA, 1543 nt
Organism: Perca fluviatilis (European perch)
Lineage: Eukaryota; Metazoa; Chordata; Actinopteri; Perciformes; Percidae
Product: histone-lysine N-methyltransferase SETD1B-like
Exons: 4
Coding region: 83-586 (167 amino acids)
Source: RefSeq, a predicted model, not a curated record
GCCAAGGACAAGGGCAGACUGAGAAGGGGAGCUCAUUGGAGUCCAGUACCUGUUGAGGCAGAGUCAACAGCCCCUGGAGGACAUGACCCCUGGCUCAGACAGGACCUCAGAGUUGCUGGAGGACAUCACCAUCAAGGAACAAGGGGAAGAGGACGAAGGCUUUAUUGAUACCUUGGGAAAGGAGGCCAUUAUCAAGAAUCUAGUGGCGCCAGAUGCUGCGCUGCCUCCUGCCCAGCUGACCUCUUCUCCAUCUCUAGUUGGUUCCCACCCACCCACUGCCCAGGGUCCACCUACUCCUGUGCUGCCUGUCGCCCAGCCAUUCUUUGGACCUCUGCUUGGUGCCCAAGGUCCAUCCGGCUUGGUGCCCCCAGCAAUGCCACCCCCUUCCACACAGCUGGCCGCUGCCCAGCCGCCCCCCAACCGCCCUCUACCCAGGGUCCACCUGUUCCAGUGCUGCCUGCUGCCCAACCGCCCUCUGCCCUGCCUGCUCCAACCGGUCCUGUGCCAUCAGCAACAGCUGUUGGUGGACAUGGCAUUCCAGGAUUGGAAAGAGUGGAUGAGUUUGCGGAGUAUCUUGUCGAACUGAGGACCCAUAGCAGCCUUGUACUGAGUUCCCAACAAGUGGCAACAAUUAUCAGCUUGUGGCAGAACCUGGAGCAGUUCGAUAAAGUGAACUAUGCUGCUCGACAUCAGGACAGGCUUGUUACGGGGAAGUUUAGGUCGCCAAAGAAGCUUGCUACCUUCCCUCCUGGUGUCAACAACACGAAGAGGUGCGUCCUGGGAUCCAGUGGCUCUCCGGCUCAGUGGCCUAACUGCUGUCGCCUUGUAGAGAUGACCUUUGUGAGCCCCAGAAAUAAAUCCACAAAUAAAGGCACAAUGUCCCUAUGCAAGUGGGACCUCAUUCUCAGGGAUUAUAGAAAAAUUAGGCAGCUAAUCCUGAGUAACUCAGAGGUAAUGCAGCACACCACACUCCAGCUGGUGGAGGUCAACCAGAGGACACUCAUCACGUGGCACAAUGAGCGUCUAGGCUCAGGAGGUGUUGGUGCUUUUGCAAGGUCUGCAACUACCUGUGGCUCGGCCAGUCACUUUUGACACACUGCCUCCAGCAUGAGUGCUGCCUGUCACACCUCCACAGUACAACCACCAAAUGCACACAUACAAAUUGCCGCCAAACACAGCUGGACAGGUGAAGACCAAGCUCAAAAACAUUCAGCCCUCUGCCUCAGCUACCUCAGCCCCUAUGGCAACAGAACUUCAGUUGCCCAGAUUGCUUCUGCCCAAGCCAGCACCAGGGUCUCAGUUUGUGUUGCCACAUGCCACAUUGCCCAUCACUAACCCUGUAGCAAGCGCUACCAUGUCUCCCAUGCCCCCUCCACCUGCAGAGACAACAAAACGCAAGUACACCCGCAAUGUGACUACCAAUUUGUGUCGAAAAUGUGGCCAGUUUCGUACAGGGGAAACUGGCCACAGCCAAUAUAAAGGGAAAAUGUACUGCCCAAACACGAGAGCAUAACCAAAGAGGAGUAGCUUCAAAGCAUGAGGC